Anarrhichthys ocellatus (wolf-eel) is the source of this 5595-nucleotide messenger RNA. RefSeq names its product fibulin 2 (gene fbln2). The transcript is spliced from 17 exons. Lineage: Eukaryota; Metazoa; Chordata; Actinopteri; Perciformes; Anarhichadidae. Gene Ontology annotation, cellular component: extracellular region. The record is from RefSeq and is a predicted model, not a curated record. Gene Ontology annotation, molecular function: calcium ion binding. The coding region runs from base 175 to 4260 and encodes 1361 amino acids.
ACUCGCGGCGCCCAGGAGGACCGGCAGCUCGCGGCUCUCUCCAGCCCAUCAGUCCGCACACGACAAGAGUAGAGAUGGUUCACAGGGGCAGAAUGCACCAGAAUCCUUGAAGAUAAUCUGAAGGCCUUGGGCGAUACCUAAACUCUUUGGAUAUUUGCUCGUACACCAGGUGCCAUGUCUGGUCUAAAAGCUGAAGUAACGCUGCUGAGGUGUGCAUUCCUCUUUCUCUACGCGAGUGUCUGCUUGUGCCAGCGCGACUGCACCGGCACGGACUGUCCGCAGCUGGACAACUGCAUCGAAGAAGUGCUGGAGAGUGGCGGCUGUUGCGCCUCGUGCCUGCAAAAGGGUUGCACGUGCGAGGGUUACCAGUACUACGAUUGCAUCAACGCUGGAUUCAAGAACGGCAAGGUGGCCGAGGGGGAGUCGUACUUCGUAGACUACGGCAGCACGGAGUGCUCCUGCCCCGCGGGAGGGGGCCGGAUCAGCUGCCACUUCAUCAGCUGCCCCGAUAUGCCGCCGAACUGCAUCGAGGUUUUAGAGCCGGCGGAUGGUUGCAUGCAGUGCGAGCGCGUCGGGUGCGUCGAUGGCGAGCAAAAGUACGAUGCCGGGCACUCCUUCCACAUUGACCCCUGCCGGGUCUGCCAUUGCCCCAACAAAGGAGGGAAGCUAAUGUGCUACCCUGUCCCAGACUGUGACCCGCACCAGGUCCAUAAACCAAUGUUAGCUGCACCAACAGGCGAAGACACAACCAGCAGGCGCAACAGUUACCCCUACAGGUUUGACCUAUUGGAUCAAUUCACCCCACCGCAACACCUUCCUCCCAAUGGUAAUCUUUCUCUCUUCAAACCAUCGCCUUUGGAUAAGGACGAGCCAGAAGAGUAUGAUUACGGUCCAGCAGACUUCCCAGAGACCUUCCCUCAAUCUCUAGUCUUCCCCACACAGUCCUCCCCCUCCAACAAGGUCAUCUCUGUGUCCCGAGGCUCUGACGGACCCGACCGAACCUCUGCCCGUCAGAGCUUCGACAGACAUAGCAAGCUGGAGCUAAGAGAGCGACACGGAGUUCGUGUCCAUCCUGCAGACAGGCAGGAAGUGACAGAAAGCCCCCUGAGAGCAGAGCAGAGUACCAUCAGGCCACAUGUGCACAAGGACGCCACUAUUUCUUGGCAGCCCUCGCAGGGCCCAACAAGAGGACAAAGUGCCUCGUUCAGGGAUCUGACAACCCAGACCGAUUUGGAGAAUCCAUCGCAUGCACUCAAGAGUUCAGAUAGUGUCAUAUUUCCACUGAACCGAGGAUCAGGGAGUGAAAAACAUCCAGAGUAUCCACAUACAAGUCCAGAGAGCGUAGUUCAUCAUCAGAGAAGCUCUGAGACAAAGACACACCACCAAAAUGCAUCAGAUAGUUCAAAGAGUCGGAUCAACGUUAGUCAUCCAGUGAGACAUAUGGACAGUCAAACCAAUCAGCAGAGACGAUCAGAUACAGUGAAUUUUCCGCUGUACAUGCCAAAAAGCCCAGAGGGCCCAAUUUAUCCCCAGGCAAGUUCAAACGGUCAAAAAGAUUUACAGGGGACGGUCGCAGCGUACAGUGAGGACGUGAUGGAGGCAGAAGUGAUGGAAGAGGAGGAGGAAGAUAUAGUAACAUUUCAUGGCGUCACUGGGCCCGAAGCAAGGGAUGUCUUCUACAAGACAAAGUCAGCACAACAGGAGAGAAGCCAUGCGGAGAUGGAGAGCAGCAGUCCAACCAUCAGCAUCCAAAAGUCCACACCCGAGCCCAGCACCAGUUCCUCCAGCAGGCCGGAGUACCUCACAACCCCCAUGGUCCACUACGUCACCACUUCCCAGCCGCCAGCGAGGGUCAAGCUGAAUGAGAGCGAGCGCAGCAGAAAGCCAGUUCAGAGGCUGUUUAACCUUCACAGUGAAGACCAGGAGGAGGUGACGGAGACAGAGGAGGCGAGGAAUGGCCGACCUGUCUUGCUUGUCAAACCUGAUGGAGGUCCAGGUGCCUCUGCUGAAGACCUGCUCCAGAGCUGCUGCGCUGCUGGCCAGAAAUGGGCCACAGACAACCACCACUGCAACCACAUGCCACUGCUGAACAAUGACAGGCACUCCAUAUGUAGUGUUGCUUGGAGGCAGUGCUGCCUUAGCUCCGUAAAGGAGAGCCAGUGUGAAUCAGGCUUGACUUCAGCCAGAGGAGGCGACACCUGUGAAGUGGAGAAGGAGGACCAGUGCACAGAUGACUCCUACCAGGUGUGCUGCAGCUGCUGUGCCCUCGGCUUGCGCGUGCGCAGUGAAGGAAGGGGCUGCGAUGCCCACCAGUACCUGGGCUACCCGUGCGGGCACGUCUUCCUCACCUGCUGCGAGAAGGAGGAGGGUCCGAGCCAGAUCCCGCUGAGGAGGAAGCAGAAGCCCAGGCCGACGUCUAUACCUAGAAAAGUCUCGGACAGCAAGUUCCCCAAGGAGGCCUUCUCCAUCGGCGCCACGGAUGAAGCCGCCAACGCUGUGGAAGAGCAGGAGGACGUGGACGAGUGUCGGCUCUACCCGGGCCAGCUGUGCCAGCACACGUGCACCAACAGCUGGGGCUCCUACCGCUGUGGCUGCAACCGGGGCUACGUUCUGCAGCGGGAUGGACACUCCUGUGCACCAGUGAGUCCCGACGAGGACAACGGAGUCCCAGAGUACGGUCCCGCUGUGGUCCCGACACAAGUCGCCGCAUCUGGUGCGACCACGCCCGCCCGUCCCCGCCUCCACCCAUGUGCAGAAAACGGUCCCUGCAGUCAGCAGUGCACGGCGGAGGCAGGCCGGGCCCUCUGCUCCUGCUUCCCGGGGUUCUUGCUGAAGACGGACGGACGCACGUGUGAAGACGUGGACGAGUGUGCGACCAGCACCCACGGUUGCCAGCCCGGCAAGCGCUGCGUGAACAUGGUGGGCUCAUUUGUAUGCGAGCCGCGGGUCGCCUGUCCUGCUGGCUACCACCUGAGGAACGGCGCUUGUGAGGACGCUGAUGAAUGUGCUCUGCGGACCCAUAACUGCGGUGCAGGCUUUGCGUGUGAGAACACCGCGGGCUCUUUCCUCUGUAAACCCAAACACAAGUGCAUCAGCGGCUUCACACAGGACUCCCAUGGCAACUGUGUCGACAUAAAUGAGUGCAGCAGCCUGAGUGAGCCGUGCAGCUCAGGCUUUAACUGUAUCAACACAGUGGGCUCCUACACGUGCCAGCAGAAGAUCAUAAUGUGCAGCCAUGGCUACCACGUCAGCCCCGAUGGAGCCAAGUGUGUCGACAUUGAUGAGUGUCAGAUGGGGACACACCGCUGCGGAGUGGGCCAAAUCUGUCACAACCUCCCUGGCAGCUACCGCUGUGACUGUCAGACGGGCUACCAGUAUGACGCCCUGCGCAAAGUCUGCACAGAUGUAAAUGAGUGCUGGCGCUACCACGGCAGGCUGUGCGCCCAGACCUGUGAAAACACCCCGGGCUCCUACCACUGCUCAUGCACAGCCGGCUUCUCCCUGGCAUUUGAUGGCAAGAACUGUGAAGAUGUAAACGAGUGUGACCAAAACCCCUGUGGCCAGGAGUGUGCCAACAUCUACAGCUCAUACCAAUGCUACUGUCGCCAAGGCUACUACCUGAAAGAGGACGGACACGCCUGUGAAGACAUCGACGAGUGCUCCCAGAGCAUCGGGAACCUUUGUACCUUCCAGUGUGUUAACGUUGCUGGCAGCUACCAGUGCGCCUGUCCUCCUCAUGGAUAUGUCUUGUCCGCCAAUGGACGCACCUGCAAAGAUGUCGAUGAAUGCACAACUGGAACCCACAACUGUUCAUUGGGACAGACCUGCUAUAACCUCCAGGGAGGCUUCAGAUGUCUCUCCUUUGACUGCCCUCACAACUACAAGAAGGUGUCGGACACCCGCUGCGAGCGGACCAGCUGUCCCAGUAACUCCUUAGACUGUCAGAAGUCCCCUGUCCGCAUCACGUACUACCAGCUCGGCUUCCAGACCAACAUCAUCAUCCCCGCCCAGAUCUUCCGAAUCGGACCGUCCCCCGCUUACUCCGGCGACCACAUCGUCAUCGGCGUCGUCAAAGGCAACGAGGAGGGCUACUUCAGCACCCGGAAGCUGAACAGCUUCACGGGCGCCGUCUACCUGCAGAGACAAGUCCGCGAGGCCAAAGACUUCCUGAUCGAUGUGGAGAUGAAGCUGCUGAGGCAGGGGACAUUCACCUCGUUCCUCGCCAGGAUCUACGUCUUCAUCAUGUCUAGCGCUGUGUAAAACCACAGAGACACAGACAGACUGGAAACCUCAUAUGGUGCUCAUGUUUUACAUGUGCCGACUCUUUUUGUAAUGCUUCCUGACAAUCAAGAGUAUUCAAUCUUGUCGAUUGUUGCCAAAGACCUUACUGUGUGCUUGUCUUUAGAAGGUUAUCUUGAGAUCUUCAGAUUUUCUUUGGCAGUCAUAUUUCCCUGAGAAUCCUUUUAUUUGUAUUUACCAAAGUGUUUUUCAGUUUGACUCUUGCUGGUGUAAUUUAGCGUUAAUGCACCACCAUUGUUAGCGUCUACUCAGGCUGUUGGUGCUUACGGACGGUGGCACGGUGCUGCACAGGUCACUGCACACGUCUGGGUUAGUGUUUAAGUGCGCUGUCGACUCUCUUUAAGAGUUGCUCUUUAACCUCCCUAUGCAAAUGUUCAUUGUCAUGAGAGUUAUUCAUGAAAGUCUGAAGAAAGUAAUAAAGCUUUGCAGCACUAGAAGUUAACGGCACUUGUCCACUGCGGAGGCUCAGAAAUUACGUUUGUAAAUUAUGUUUCCCCUGUUCAUUCAAUUGGUAAGAAAAAGCUAAAUGCUUUUUAGUUUCAUAAUUUUACCACUAAUCACUUGAUAGAAUGAAUUAAAACCUAUUUUGUUAUUUUUUCAUUAGAUAAUUCACUAGCUAUAAAAUGUGAUCAUUUAUCAUUUUUUAUAUUUUCCUCACAAAAUAUCCUUCUUUCCUCAUGCUUAUAUGAAAUGGCCUUGCCAAGGAUUGAUCCAGUGUGUGUGUGUGCGUGCGUGCGUGCGUGCGUGCGUGUGCGUGAUUUGAUUUAUUUUACCAACUGAUUGGUGUUCUAUUUCUUUUUUCAAAACAUGUAAAUGAAUCAACAAACCGUAUCAUUGAUUGAUGUAUUCAGUUAUAUCUUUGAUUCUUUGGUCACUGUUGGGCCUCCGUAGUCACGGCCCAAAUGUGUUGAUGUCGUUAUAAAAAAAGUAGCACAUGCUUCAAAUAGUGUUUGAUCAGCAUUUGGUGUAUAUUAUUUUGUUUAAAGAUGUAAUCUGGAUGAGAUGGAAAGGUAAUUCAGUGCGAUCCACAUUAGAAACCACCAUAAACCAGCACUGAGAAUAUUAAUGUAGCGGAACUGUUGAUGAUUUUAUUGUUAGGUGUCAUAUUCUUUUCAUUUAUUACUGGAUGUAUCUCUCUGCGUUACUGUGUUAUGAUUAUCUCAGGGUUAAAAUCAUGCAGUAGUGUAGACACUUAUCUGUGCAGCCAGUAGGAACUCUUCCUGCUGGUGUAGCUCCAGACUGACCUUGACAUUGUUAUCUAUAAACCAAUCAAUAAAUGAUGAUCAAACUGUUAAC